Molecule: messenger RNA, 1878 nt
Organism: Trypanosoma grayi
Lineage: Eukaryota; Euglenozoa; Kinetoplastea; Trypanosomatida; Trypanosomatidae
Product: putative eukaryotic translation initiation factor 4 gamma
Exons: 1
Coding region: 1-1878 (625 amino acids)
Cellular component (GO): eukaryotic translation initiation factor 4F complex
Molecular function (GO): translation initiation factor activity; protein binding; mRNA binding
Source: RefSeq, a predicted model, not a curated record
AUGCACGUUUACUCGAUUCAGCAGAUUCUUGACGUGCGCUCCCUGUACAAGGAGCCGCCGUACCCCGGCUUCUCCCUCGAGGAGGCGUGCCGCAGGAAGAAGUCGACGCAGACAAAACUCGUACGGGGCCCCAACGCAUGGGUCGUCCGCGGGUCGGCGAAGACAACGGAGGAGUGGGUGGAGCGGCGUGUGCAGGGAUCCCUCAACAGGUUGAGCGUCGCGAACUUUGACGAGAUGGUGGCAAGGCUGCAGACGAACCUCAUUUUCUCCACGGAGGAGACACUGAAAAAGACGGUGGGGCUCAUCUUCAAGAAGGCACUCGAGGAGCCGGAGAACAGCAAGUCGUACGCAGGUAUGUGCUACAAGCUUGCUGAGUACGAGGUGAGUCUCACCGCGGCGAAGCAGCCAGCUGAGGGCAGGAAGCACUCCAAGUUGCGCAAUGCCGUUGUUGGCAUCGCGCAGGAGGAAUUUCAAAGCCGACGGAAAAUGCCUUCGGUGGAGGGCCUCACUGAGGAGGAGAUUGAGCUUCAACGCACUACUUUCAUGCGACGCAAACGUGCAAACAUGAAGUUUGUCGGGGAACUGUUCAUGCACAAGGUACUCUCGCAUAACACCAUGAUGAACAUUAUUCAGACCAUAAUGCAGGAGGCGGAGAAGGGUGGCCAUCCGACGAGUGAAGAUAUUGAGUUCCUCACCGAGCUCUUCCUGACGAUUGGCGAGAGCCUCGACGCCGUUCCGGAGCUGCGCGCCAAGGUGGACGGCUACUUCAAACUCCUCGAGCACUUGAAGGACCAGAAGGAGGUGUACCCACCGCGCAUCCGCUUCAAGAUGCUCGACCUCAUUGAGCUGCGGCGCGACCUCAACUGGGAGCCGCGUGCGGCCGCCGCACCAAAGACCUCCGCCGCCACACAGAAGGAGCCGCUGCGCGUUACCGACAAACCCACCACACGCUCACCGGCAACAGUCAACGCGACCAACACGCCCACGAGCGGCGCCAAGAAGAACAAGCAGACGGCCGUCUUCCCUGAUUCGGCGCCAAGCCAACCGGCGGCGGUGGCGGCAGCUCCUUCAGGAGAUUUGGGAUGGCGGAACUGGCGCAACGUUGUCAAGACUGCCGCGUCGCCGUGUGACCCCGGCGUCCUGCGGGCACCCGAGCCGGUGGUGACGUUUGAGGCACGAGUACGUUCGCUCUUCCAAGAGUGGGUGGCGGAGUGCACGAACGACUUCAUCCCGGAAUGGAUGAACGAGUUUCGCAACUGCCAGCGGCACUUUGACUCGGGGGAUGCGCUUUGCAAGGCAGCGGCAGCAGAGGUGGUGCGUGAGGCGUGUAUGACAACCAAGAAGGAGGCGCAGCGCGAGGCGAGCAGCUUCCUUAUAGUAGGUCUCCUCCUCGCAGACGACGAGGUGUUCGACGGCUUCGCCAUGGCGCUGGCCACCGCCAUCGAGGAAGGCAUCCUCGAGGACGUGCCAAAGUUUAGCGAGCGCUUCAUAAACAUGCUGCGCAUAACAUCCGGUGAGGACGUCGCCGCGGAUGUGUACUACGACACCGCACGUGUUCUCUGCAGGGCGUACGGCAUGAUGCGUGAGCCAGAUGAGUCAGUACUCGAUACGUUGAUGGAGUUCUGGGGGAAGAUACCGCGUCCGCCGCCAGACGAGUGCGUCCUCCUGCCACUCCCCGUUGUGCAGUCCCUGGCGGAGAUGCCGACGCAUGGGCAGGCGCCGCUCACUGGCCGUAUUAUUGCCUCAUUGCAUGCCGUUGGAGUCGUGGAUGAUGAGACGAUUGAGCGGUGGCUCGAAAUGCCACUCGAGGGGGUUGCCGCCGACGUGGUCGAAGCGUUUAAGACUGCCAAUAAAUGUUUGCCAACAAAAACAGACUAA